UAAAGAAAAAAUAAUAACAGUAGGUGUGCAUACGUAUGGCUUGACCUUUCUGUAGAAAAUAGAGUCCAUCUGACAACUGCCGGCACGUCACGGACUUGGAUCACAAACAUCACACUCUCCUUAAGAUCGCUUCCAUUAAGAUUCGAAAACCAGAGUAAAAAUGCACUUGAGCGAGAAUGAAGGGAUAGAAGACAACACCUUCGUCGUCACCGGUGGUCAGGGUUUCCUCGGCUCGGCACUCUGUCUGGAUCUGGUGCGAAGAGGUGCUCGCCAGGUUCGAGCCUUUGACCUUCGAUCGACUUCUCCCUGGUCUCAACAACUCACUACUCGUGGAGUUGACUGCAUUCAAGGGGAUCUUACCUGCAAAAAAGAUGUUGAAAAAGCUGUACGCGGUGCCAAUUGUGUGUUUCACCUUGCUUCGUAUGGCAUGUCGGGGAAAGAAAUGCUCCAAUUUGGUCGUGUUGAUGAGGUGAAUAUCAAUGGAACCUGCCAUGUUUUGGAAGCUUGCAUUGAAUUUGGGAUCAAAAGGCUUGUUUAUGUCAGCACAUAUAAUGUUGUCUUUGGCGGAAAGGAGAUUGUGAAUGGCAAUGAAACCUUAUCUUACUUCCCUACUGAUGACCAUGUUGAUCCAUAUGGCCGGAGCAAAUCAAUUGCUGAACAGUUGGUUCUAAAGUACAAUGGCCGUCCUCUGAAGAAGAACAGUGGAGAACGUCUUUAUACAUGUGCUAUUCGUCCAGCUGCUAUCUAUGGGCCAGGUGAAGAGAGACACUUUCCGAGGAUUGUAUCCUUCGCAAAGUUGGGUAUGCUGCCUUUCAGAAUUGGUGGUUCAGAUGUGAAAACAGACUGGGUUUACUUGGAUAACCUUGUCCUUGCACUGAUAUUGGCAAGCAUGGGACUUUUGGAUGACAUUCAUGUGAAUGGAGGACGUCCAGUGGCUGCUGGGCAGCCAUACUUUAUAUCUGAUGGAUCUCCAAUCAACACUUUUGAAUUCCUACAACCCCUUCUCAGAAGCCUGGAUUAUGAUCUACCAAAGGCUUCUAUAUCAGUCCCUCGUGCUCUUAUUCUAGCAAGGAUUUUCUGGGGUAUCUAUACACUCUUGUAUCCAUGGUUGAAUCGAUGGUGGCUUCCUCAGCCAUUUAUUCUUCCUGCUGAAGUAUACAAGGUAGGAGUGACCCACUAUUUUUCAUAUCUCAAAGCUAAGCAGGAGCUUGGCUAUGUUCCAAUUGUGUCUCCUCGGGAAGGCAUGGCUGCAACUAUCACUUAUUGGCAGGAAAGGAAAAGGAAAACUUUGGAUGGACCUACCUUAUAUGCUUGGUUGUUCUGUAUGAUUGGAAUGGGUACAUUAUUCUGUGCUGCUUACCUACCAGAUAUAGGGCCAGUGCCGCUCUUCAGAGCCGUCAGUCUGUUCUUCAUGCGGUCAAUGUGGGUGAUAAGGUCAGUAUUUCUUCUUGCUUCAGCAGCACAUAUUGGUGAGGCCAUAUAUGCAUGGCACCUAGCGAAAAGGGCGGAUCCAAGUAAUGCAAGAGGAUGGUUUUGGCAGACUUUUGCUCUUGGGAUGUUUUCUUUGCGUUUUCUUUUGAAGAGAGCCAAGAAGUAAAAUCCUAGCAUUCUCCGAGUUAUCCUAUUUUAUAUGUAACAUUGUAAAAUACUUAUGUUGUCCCCUUUCUCUCAAAUAAUGGAAAAGCAGGUAGGAACUAGUCCUUUUUUAAUGUGACGUUGACAUAGUUCCAUAGAAAUGAGACAACCAGCAAAUUUCGGAAUUUC
This is a messenger RNA of Jatropha curcas, 1764 nucleotides long. Its product is annotated as NAD(P)-binding Rossmann-fold superfamily protein. Gene Ontology annotation, biological process: steroid biosynthetic process. Lineage: Eukaryota; Viridiplantae; Streptophyta; Magnoliopsida; Malpighiales; Euphorbiaceae. The record is from RefSeq and is a predicted model, not a curated record. Gene Ontology annotation, molecular function: oxidoreductase activity, acting on the CH-OH group of donors, NAD or NADP as acceptor.